Molecule: messenger RNA, 3634 nt
Organism: Vidua chalybeata
Lineage: Eukaryota; Metazoa; Chordata; Aves; Passeriformes; Viduidae
Gene: RNF8
Product: ring finger protein 8
Exons: 8
Coding region: 125-1696 (523 amino acids)
Biological process (GO): double-strand break repair; protein K48-linked ubiquitination; ubiquitin-dependent protein catabolic process
Cellular component (GO): site of double-strand break; ubiquitin ligase complex; nucleus
Molecular function (GO): histone binding; ubiquitin protein ligase activity
Source: RefSeq, a predicted model, not a curated record
CGCAGCCCAGGCUCGGACGGGCCCCAUCCCGUCCCGUCCCGUCCCGUCCCGUCCCGUCCCCUGCGAGCGCCGUCCCCGCCGCCGCCGCAGCGAUCGCUCCCGCCGGUCGCGGCGGGCCGGCGCCAUGGCGGUGCGCGGGGUGCCGUGCCUGGCCUGGUGCCUCCGCCGAGUCGGGGCCAGCGGCGACUGGCUCCUGCUGGAGGCCGGCACGCAGGUGACUAUUGGCCGAGGAUUAGAUAUCACGUACCAGCUGGUGUCAAAAACCUGUCCCUUGAUGAUCUCUCGUAAGCACUGUGUCUUCCAGCAGAAUGCAGAAGGGCAGUGGACUGUCAAGGAUAACAAGAGUCUAAAUGGAGUUUGGCUUAAUAAACAGCGCCUGGAUCCAUCAAAAGUCUAUCCUAUUGCUGAAGGAGACCGUAUCGAGUUGGGAGUGCCUUUGGAAAACAGAGAGACUGCUGAAUAUGAGUAUGAAGUAAUUAAAGACGAAUGGGAGAAAAUUAGACCCUUUUUAGCCCAAAGAAGUGACCUGGGGAAAGCUAAGUGUUCAAGGCCUAAACGUAAAUUUAGUUUGGAGGAAUUGGAGACAUGCGGAUCAGAAGGUCCCUCAAACUCCAGAUGCAAAAGAGACAGAAUGUCCUGUGGCAAUGAACCUUUAGAUAAAUCAUGGGGGCAGGCAGAAGAGGCCAAAUGGCUAACAGAGAAGAUGGAUGUCAAGAUGCUUUCUCCUGGACCCAGUGAGGGGGAUAGUGGUCCAGUGCAUGGUAGCCCUGUUCACUCCAAGAAAGCUGUGACUGUCCCCCAGAAGGACCAGAAAGGCUCUGGUCUUGUAGAGUCAUGGACUGGCUUGAAAAAGCUGAGGAAAUCUCUAGAAGAUACAAUGAAAUUAAAGGUCAAAGUGCAGGAGAAGCAGACUGCAGUUCUGAAUGUGAAGCAGAAGCACAGGAAGUGUGAUCAGAAGGAGAUCCUAGUAAUGGAACAGGAGCUGCAGGAGUUGCAGAACCAACUCUGCAUGGAACAAGAGCAUCAGCAGCAGCAGGUGGAAGAGCUGGAGAGGACAUUCUGUAAAGAGCAGCAGAAGCUAGAGGGAGAAAAGUGUCAACAAGGGGAAGAGAAUCUGAAGGAGCAGCUGGCCCAGGUCCUGCAAGAGCAUCGUGCUUUGAUGGAAGAACUGAAUCGUAAUAAAAAAGAUUUUGAGGAGAUAAUUCGAGCCAAGAAUAAAGAACUGGAAGAAACCAAGGAGGAGAAGGAAAAGGUGAGAGCCCAAAAAGAAGAGGUGCUGAAUCAGAUGAAUGAUGUGUUGGAGAAUGAGUUGCAGUGCACAAUCUGUUCUGAGCACUUUAUUGAGGCAGUCACUCUGAACUGUGCACACAGCUUCUGCUCCCACUGUAUCAAUGAGUGGACAAAACGUAAAGUGGAGUGCCCUAUCUGCAGGCAGGAGAUCAAAUCAAAGACACGCUCUCUGGUGCUGGAUAACUGCAUUAACAGGAUGGUAGAAAAACUGGAUGUGGAAAUGAAAGAGCAUCGCCUGAGCCUUAUCAGAGAGCGGAAAGAGAAACAGAAUGUGAUGGUGAAACCAGCCACAGACAGUGACAACUGUGUCCCUUCUACCACCAUCUCCAUCUUGUCAAUGAGCAGCUGUGACAGUGAGGACUCUGACGAGGAUUCUUCCUAUAGUGAAAGCUACUAUGUUAUCUGAACAUUGUUACUGCAGACUCAUUGCCCCUGUGCUGCCUAGAACCAACCUAUAAUGGUGUUUGGUUGACUGCUGCUGGAGGAGUGGACUCGGCACCUGGAGGGGACCUGUGAAGAGGCUGGAGCUGUAAACUAGCAGCAUUUGGAAGAAGAAUCUUGUUUUCCAAAUGAAUGCACAGAAGCUUGAUCUCUAAAACAAAAUUGGGUUUGUGAGAGAACCGACUGCCAUUAUGCUGGCUAAUUGACUUACAAACCCUAAACUUUCAUAUUAGCUUGUGACCUGCUCAGUGUAAUGAAGGAGUUUGUAUUGCAUCAUUGCUCUUUCCUUAGUGAAUUACAUGUUUACAUCAGCAUCUCUUAUUUCAAGCAUCAGAGGGAAUGUCCCAAGCCUUUUGAGAACUUGGCCAUCCCCACCAGCAGGCAGGAGUUAGCUAUAUCAGGAAAAAGUCUCAACGUGGGUUUUCCUCUUGAAUUUCAUAUGGCAACUAGAGUCAUCCCAGGCCUUUGGCAUUAAAGGUGAUAAAAGGGUGGGAUAUGGACGCUGUUGGCAUUGUAAGCUAGCUGUUGGCCAUCGGCUUGCUCCCUUUAUGUAGCCCAUUUUCCAUUAGAUAGGGAUAGAGGAGAUUAAAUCUUCCAGAAGUCUUUAGAUAAUGUUCUUUUCAUGUAGUGUCUUUGGUUUGUUCCCUCUUCAGGCUUUUGCAUAAAGGGUUUUAGAACUGGGAAGCAGCACAUCCAGAAAUUUUUAGCAAUGACUUUAAAAACAUAUAAUCAGCAGCAAGAGAGGAACCUCUGAGUCUUCAGGUGUGCUGCUCUCCAAAUUACUGAAAUGUCCUGUUGGCAGGGUAGGAAAGCAGCAUCUGUAGACAACCACAAGGUACAGAAUGAAGCACUUCAUUUACUGUUUACAAGACAUUAACUGCUGAGGUGUGGGUUGUACUACCCUUAUGGCAAAUCACUUGUUCAUAAGAGACCAAUCAAGUCUUGCCUCAUCCUAUCAUGUAUUUGUCGGUUGAGUUCAAUUUUCUAGUGACUUAUGCUUUUGACUUAGCUGUUACAUGGAAAGGACAUUUACACUGUGAGAACAGAAUGGGGAAGCCCUUCUUAUCUGUAAUAUUUCUUUGGCUCUUUGUAUAUACAUUUUUGUUUCUAUGUUUAUUUUGUUUAAGAUCAAAAAUAUAAAUCCAUUUCUGCAUUAGUCUUCUUUAGUGCAGCCACUGAGAUGUCUUUUAGUUGUCUUUAGACUUUUUUGAGAAAACAGACUAUCUAAUUUAAUGACUUUGCUUCAUGUUUUGAAUGCUGUAUGCAGUGUGACUGCUGUAAAGUUAAUUGAAAGAUGUUUGUAUUCAGGAACUGAUCAAAGACAGCCCAAUCCUUCAAGACUGUCUCUACCCUAAUGCUAAUUUAAUAGCUACAAUCAUACCUCUUACCUGCUUCCCCCAAGAAAGAUCCCAUUAAAAAGGUGCAUGAAUGAUGUCCUAAGGAAGUAGUGUAUUCUGACAAAUUUGGUCAGUAGGAUUUAAACAGGAGAGGCCUGAUCAGUGGGCCAGGCAGCUUGCUUAAAACUUCAGUGUAAGGUUUCUUUUGUGAAGGAGACAUUACAUCUUCUGUAUUCUUCUUUCUCUUUUAAUGUUCACUUUCUGUGUGUGCUCUUGAGAGUUUCUUUUGUGAAUAGAUGCUUUCUAGAAUGAGCAAGAGAAGAGCAUUCCUCAAAAUGCUCAUGAAAUAGGCUGAUGUGGAACAGGCAUUUCCAAUGAAGAGGAGUAGAAGGAAAAUACUCUGGUUACAUAGGACUGCAAAUUCUUCGGCUCUGUACCUCUUCCAUACUGCUGUGCUUUUUUUCUCAUUUCAUUUUGCAAAAUACAUAUUUAUUUUAUUAUGUUGGUGUUUAUGCAUAUUGCAGAGAAGGAUAAUACUUCCCCUGGUAACAAAGUGGUAAUCUUUG